AUGGAUUUCCAGCGUCCAUACAAACCUAUCCCACCGUCGUCCGAACUUUACGGCGGCGAGAAAGAGCAGAUGCUGAACCUCAACAGGCGCUUGGAGACCUACCUGAACCGCGUCAAACUUCUGGACGACGAGAACGCCAAGCUGGCCAAAGAGAUCCAAACUCUGAGGCGGAAACACCACGGAGACCAAGAGCGCAGACAGUUCCUGGAUGAACAGCUUCUCGGUGCGAGGGAAGAGGUCGAACUGGUUUGGAGAGAGAAGGUCUUCGCCGAGGUAGAUGUAGCCAGGCUGAGCGAGGAGCUGCAGACGCUGGAUCUUCAACUGCAGAGAGAGACCCGAGCUCAAGUCGAGGCCAGCGCCAAGGCCGAGCAAAGCAGGCGAGAGCUGGAGGAAGAACGGCAAGCCCAGGUAUGGCUGAAGGAGAAGGUCGGUGAGCUCGAAAACGAAAUGAAAUGGCUCGUUCAAACCCAUCGAGAAGAGGUGUCCAACAUGGAAGCCACGGUGGUGCAGACCACGGUGGUGCAGGCCGCGAGACCGGUCUUUCAGCACGGCCCUAGUCUCUUAGAUUUGGGGCAGGAGUACAAGGAGAGAGCGGAGAGGGCCUGGCGAGAUGCAGCCGAGGCGUAUCAAAGCCAGCUGACGCGUCUGGAGGAGUCGGUGAGCGAGACGAGGCAGAGGUUGGUGCAGGUGAAUAGAGAGAAGAGCGAGAGCGUGAUGAAGCUGCAGAACCUGGAGAGGGAGAUGAUGGGACUGCAGGACCUCAGGGAGCACCUGGAGAGCACGGCGGACCGGCAGAGAGAGAGCCACUGCCACGAUGUUCAGAGGCUGCAGGAGCACUUGGAGGCCUUGGAGAGGGAGAAGCAGGCUCUGACCCAAAGAAUGGAGCAGCUGCUGCAGGAGAACCGUGGCCUGGUUCAGAUGAAGCUGAGUCUGAGCAUGGAGGUGGCCACGUACAGGACGCUGCUGGACAGUGAGAGCCACAAGAGAGACGGGGUUUUGCAGAAGCAGCCGAGAAACAUUUACAGCAAAGAUGCAGCUUUCAGUCCAUGGGGAGCUAGAGACAAUUACCAGCUGUCUCCAAGCCUCAAGACCAUUUCAUCACCACUGGUUCGUAGUAUCCCUAUGACCGGAAAGACAAAGUCACCAGCGAUAACAUCCACGCCCGUCCGUUACCAGCAGUAUGUGCCAAGACGAGACAAACUGGGAAUUUCAAAGGACAAGGUUGAAGACAAAGAGGAUUGCCAAAAGCCAGAGGUGACUCCAUAUCCUAAGGUGCUCAAAGACGGGGCAGUGGAGAACUUCCGGCCACAAGAAGUAAACGAAAAGGUGACAUAUGCUGAGCCACUUUCUCCACCAGACGAGCAAGAAAAAGUAUUAUAUUUGGAGAAUAACAACUGGGAUGAAGAUGUUGAUCAACCAUCUGAGCAAAAGCAAAGCCCCUUCAUACAAUCUGAGUUUAUACAAAUUGAGAAAGAAGAAGUAGAGAAGCAGAAAGCACCUAUAGAUGCAUGGAUUGAGGAGCAAAUUGUUAGCCAAACCGAACAACCUAGCGUAGCAUCAAGUUGUUAUCAAGUCGCUCCAAACCUCGAGGAACCCUUCACCGAUGAGGCUACCCCAGAACUUAUCGAGGAAGCGUUCACCGAGGAGCUAUCCAGUGUUGCUGUCAAUUCUCAACAAGAAAAACCUCUUGCGAUUGAUCAUAUGGAAAAGCCACAAGAACUGAUUGAUGCGUGGGUUGAGAAAUCUAUACAGGAUACUAAAGUUGAGUCUUCCGAUUCAGAAAAAGAGGCAUUUGUAGAACCCAACUUUGACUCCAAGUCCAGUAGCCCAGCCUCUGAAUGUGAUUUGGAAGAACCUCUCCAAAAACAAGUCAGUCAAUUAACAUUUGAGAGUGUUGAAGCAUCAAUGGAUGACAACAGUCCGCCCAAGGAGAAGUUAUACCCUGAUGGAGAGGAGAUGGACACAUGGGAUGAGGGAGUUCCAAAGGCUGGUGAUCUGGAGCUACCUAAAGAAAUUUUGAAGCAGCAUGCUGAAUCAGAGGAGGAUAGUUCAGCAAGAGAAAUACAACAGCAAAAUCAAGAGGUACGAGAAGGUGAAGAACAGCGACCUCCUUUGAAUCCUGUGGAACAAAAGGAGUCAUUGGAAGAAGAGAUUCCAGACAAAAGCGCAGACGACGAUGAACAAGAUGAUUCCCAAAAUGUGUCUGUGUCAUGGCGGACUGAGGUGGAGGGAGAUAGCUACGCCCAGGACAACACUCUUGCCGACACGAGACCUCUGAUCAGAUACAAGAGCGACGAAACCGACGCAAACACGCAAGCUUCACACUUCGACGACGAUUUCAGUGACGCAGAACAAGAAAAGAAAGUUGGAGAGAUGGAAAGCGGAGCAGAGUGGAACGAGGAACAGGCGAGACGAUUUGGAACAAUGGAAGAUCUGUGCGAGGAGGCGGAAGGACAGGUUUUGGAUGAGGAGUACGAUCACCAAUACCUUAGGAAUUAUGGGAAGGAUGAAGAAGAAAGUGACGCAGAUGAAGAUGCAGAUGAUACACAGCAUGAAGUAAUCAGAACGGUGAAGGAUGAAGAGAUAGACACUGAUAAGCUGGUGGAGCAGGAACUAGAAAAUCUCACAACAGAAUGCUUUACCACACAUUUUGCGCAACUGCAAACUAGUACAGCCGUAACAUUGCCAGACGGAGCUCGAGCUGACCAACCUAUAGCUUGGAAUGAAGCUCUGGAAGGCAUGCCAGAGACUAUUGACAAGGAAGAUUUUAAUCAAAGUGAAGCUCGAGAUGAACCAAAGAAUGAUGAACUCUUUGAGACACCACAACAGCAAACAGAUAAAGAGGUCCAAGAAGUUCAAGAAUUAGUUGACCUAGAGAUGAAAGAUAGUCCCGAUACAUCAGUGACACAUUGCGACAUCACAAUGGACAUUUUUGAUGAUGGGAGUAAACUUGUUAGCACAUCAACAAGUCAAGAGCUGUCGUUUGACCAGAAAGAACCAAAAAAUGUAGGAGAACUCGUCAAAGAGGGAGCUCUGUCGUUUGUCCAUGGCAUGCUAACUGCCCAAGGAGUGAAAUUCAGCGAUGGAAAAGAUUCCAAUAAACCUUCAAAUACUCUUCAAGAAGUUGCUGACCCUGAGAUUGGAGUUGGUAUAAAGCACACCACACCUGAAGAAAUGUUUAAGCCUGAAGAAGCUUAUGCAGGAUUCCCCGAAGUUCCUCCAACGACCGAAUGGGAAGUCCUGGAACACCCUUCAGAAAUCAAUGAUGGGUUUGAAGGUGACUUCCCGAAACAUUUCUCCAGUGAUGACAAAAUCGAACGCGAUUCUUUCUCACCGACAGAGGAGCCCUUAAACAUGUCCCCAGAUAGUGUCCGAGAAGAAGACGACCUCUUGAUUGUAAAGGACCAGCUGAAAACAAAUGGAAAAACAAACUUGGAUGAAUUGAUUAGCAACAAUGCCAACAACGACUUCUGGGUGUCUCCUUUGGAAACAGGUGGGGGGUGGUGGGGGGUUGUUAGCAUGCUGCAGUCCAUUUACUGUAUCUGCAGAGGUAGUAAACGUGGCGAGCUCACCGGGGAACGUGGCGAGCUCACCGUGGGGGGAGUACAUGUACGAGUGUGUGUUCUGCUAACCGUUCACCAUCCGUCAUCUGUCGCCAUUGAUUUAUCCAGGCUCUUCUACGACAGGAGGAUUGACGAGGUGAGGGACGGGACGGGUUUGUGGGACCCGAGACACAGAGGAGAGCGCCAUGUUUGUUACAGAAGAGAUGGAAGUGUGAUGUCAUGA
Knipowitschia caucasica is the source of this 3786-nucleotide messenger RNA. The record is from the annotation of a GenBank genome assembly. NCBI's taxonomy places the organism in Eukaryota, Metazoa, Chordata, Actinopteri, Gobiiformes, Gobiidae.